Messenger RNA from Loa loa (African eye worm), 306 nucleotides. RefSeq lists its product as hypothetical. Bases 1 to 306 code for a protein of 101 amino acids. The transcript has 3 exons. NCBI's taxonomy places the organism in Eukaryota, Metazoa, Nematoda, Chromadorea, Rhabditida, Onchocercidae. The record is from RefSeq and is a predicted model, not a curated record.
AUGUCGGAAAUGAUUUUUGAGAAUACGGUUAAUCAGGACGGAACCAAAUUCAGGCAAAUACUGGAUCAGUUUAGCAUACAUUCCGGCGAAGUACCAAUGACUUCACCGUUUACAUUCCCACAAGCAGUAUCAUUUCCUAUCGAAAGAUUCAAAUUUUUUAUUCCACCAUCGUAUAUUUUUCCACCACCAAUUCCGCCUCAUUACUUUAGUGGCACACUUUUUAGACCAAUACAAUUUCCACAAUUUAAUGCUUUAAAUAAUCUAGUAUUAUCCAAAUUUUUGUCAAGUUAUAGUAAAUUAGCAUAA